Cherax quadricarinatus is the source of this 3123-nucleotide messenger RNA. The record is from RefSeq and is a predicted model, not a curated record. NCBI's taxonomy places the organism in Eukaryota, Metazoa, Arthropoda, Malacostraca, Decapoda, Parastacidae.
UACAAUUUUAUGUAUAUUUGAAUAAUGUCUUAUAUUUUCAGCUGGUGUGUCCUUUACAAAAUUUUUAGGAGCGUCUUCAGCAGGAGGACUUUUAACUGCAUAGCCUGCAGAAGCUUCAAGUGCAUAGUAAGCAGCAUUAUCUACGUGAGUAUCAGAAGCAACGUUAGUAGCAUCGUCUGCAGCAUUAGCUGCAGAAAUAUAAGAAGCACUUUCAGCAGAAUUAUCUCGGCGAGUAUCAGUAGAUCCACUAGCAGAAUUAUUAAUAGAAGUAUCAGGAGAUCCACUAGCAGAAUUAUCAAUAGAAGUAUCAGGAGAUCCGGCACAUUAUUUAUUUCAUCACAAGAUAUCCCAUCUAAUGUGCCAUGGCUUUAAUAUCAAAGGAGGAAAAUAAUGGAUUCAGAAUUAUUAAAGCUUUAAAUCAGUGUGGCAGGCGGGUUUUGCAUAUUAUAUUUCGCUGGGGGACACCGAAUAAAGCUGAUCAUAUAAGGCUGGAUGAAUACUUGAAAAACUUAAAUAAAACAUCGUCAGCUAACUAUUUAAAUCUCAAAAGUAGUCAACGAAAGUUUAACAGAACACAAAAGAAAUUGAUUGCGAACAGUUCAGAUGGAAGAGGGUUUGAUGUGCCACUGCUCUGUACAAGUAUUAAACUGGCUUGUGAGAACGUGGCACCUUUGAAUGAUCCAAAAUGGAACGAUGAGAGCACAGAAAUGGAGUUCUACAUUACUUCUGUUAAGAACAUGAGGAACGAUGCUCUUCAUAGUAAACUUGCUGUUCCUGAUGAUGAUUAUUUUAAUAAUGUAAGUAAGCUUAGGAAGCUGUUAACUGAGUGUUUAAAGACAUCUGGAGUGCGUUAUGGGAAGAAAAAGAAUGAUGUGGAAAAGGAGAUCAAGCAGAUGAAGGAUGAUCUGGACUAUAUCAUGAAUGAGAUUCUCGGAAUUGAGGACAUUAUAAAGUACUGCAGUGAUGAUAUUAAACAAAUAAUCAUAGAUGAUUGUUGUAAUAAACUGAAGGACAUCGUCCCAAAAAUCACUUAUGUCAGCCCAGUGUCUUUCAUCAUCGAAAACUUUAAAUUUGAAGUAGAUAAAAUUUUUGUCAAUAUUGAAGUUAAACGUGGAAAACGUAGAGGUGAUGGAGAACAAAUACAUUUCUGCUACACAACAACAGAGUCCCUCGGAAGACCCCGGAUACUCUUACUUGAAGGUCUGGCAGGGAGCGGCAAGACCACUCUAUCGACGCUGGUAAUAAAGGAAUGGAUAGACGGUGGUCAAGGUCACAUCAGAGGCUUAGAUAAUUACGAGCUCCUGCUGUGGGUACAGUGCAGAGACACUACUAUGAUCUCCUACCAGGAUCUCCUAGACCGACUUUUAGCAGAUGUUUCAGCAAAAUUCAGAAAUUUUUUGCCUACAUUAAUGAAGCUUUGUAAGAUCCUGAUAGUAAUUGACGGUCUGGAUGAAUUUAAUGACAACUCUAGAAGAUUAGUUACAAGUCUUAUGCAAGAAUUCCGAAACUCUACUUAUACUACAUUUUUGUGCACCUCAAGACCUGAAAAAGUAGAAAUGUUUACGUUGACUAUUCCCGAAGACUAUGAAGUGAUAAAUGCUGAACUUCUAGGCAUAACCAGAGAACAUAUGCCAGAGUUUGUACGUCGGACACACCAGGAGAUAACUAAAAACAAGAAAUGUCACAAAAACGUUGAAGAACUGAUAAAUAAGGUGAUGAAGGUGAGAGGUUUUCAGAAACACUUACGACUGCCAAUGAAUUUAACAUUUUUUGUUUACAUCUGGGACCAAGAACCCGAUCAGUUAGAUGUAAUGACCAUCACUCAGACAACGCUCUACCAUAAAAUACAUGAACUUUGUCAAAAGAAGUUAUUAAAGAGAUUGGAAAAUUAUCUACAGACAAAGACCAUGGUUAAAAGUGACCUCGAGUACAGAGUUCAAGAUAUAUUGAGUUUGAUAUAUGUAAUAUCACUAGAAAGCCUCUCAUGUGAACAGAUGACCCUAGAAAACGUAACGGUAGAACGACUGAUUUCUGCUUGUGAGAAACACUGUUUACCAUCCGAUGAGAUACUUUCUGCGUUCUUUAGUUUGAAGCCAAUUUGGACUUGGAAUGGUAUCGAGGAACGGUACUCUUUACCUCACAAGGGGAUCCAAGACUACUUUGGUGCUCUGCAUAUUGUGAUGACACUCAAGCACCAGCUACAGUCACCUGUGCAACCCGUCUCAUCUAGCAAGCACUCCACACCACCUGCCAGUAUCAGGGGUGUGUUUAAAACAGAGCAUCAGAGCAUCCUGGGUCGACAUGACCCUGUACAAUAAUGUUCUGAUGCAUGUGGCAGGGUUGUUGUACCUGUUACUUGACCGAGUUCCUGAGGUCAUUAUUCAGGAAGUUGUCCAUCUCCUGUACCAGUCUGGUAUGAAGGGUAAGUUGAAAAUUGAUGCCGUGCAACCAACAACACUGAAGAAAGGUGAGGAUGAGUCUUGCAUGAGCGACGUGAACGAGGAUGCGAUGUCUAGCAUGGCUAACGAGAACAAGGACUCUUCUAGCACGAGUGAUGAGGACGAGUCCUCAUUUAGCUUUAACGACGAGGACGACGAGGACGAGGACGACGAGGACGAAAACGAAUCUGUAGUGAAGUACAAAUGGAUCGACCUAUUAGAAAACACACGAUGCAAUUAUGACGUAGCUAAGGCAAUAGCUCCCUUCAUCCACACUCAGGAUAUAUACAUUAAUGAUUAUCGUAUAGAGUGCUAUACAGCUCUUCUACCACAUAUCAGACCAUCAGAGUUACUCAUUAGCAUCAAGGGUGAGCCUACUUCAGUGCCUGGCUUGCAGCACCUACUGAAUAUUCUUGCCCGCCCCAAUCACCACCGCUGCCUAUCACUGGACCUGCACCACCACUACCUUCAGGAUAACACAACCAUCACUUCUGACGACAUCCUACAACUUUUAAAACCUAGUAGCCUGGAAGGCUUCCGGGGUCAUCUGAGCAGUGACGUGUUAGAACUGCUUCCUUCCACCCUGAAGUCUCUCUACCUGGUUCUUGUGAACGAUGACUACGCUCAACGGCUCCUGCCAAAGUUACGAGUGUUUGUAACUUCCAGUCUACCUCAUCUUGAAUAU